GCUGAGCUGCCCAGUCACCAAGCCGCCCGGCGGGGGCGGAGCGAGCCCCUUAGACCUGGGGCCCGGGUCUGACAACGCAGUUUGCAAGGCCUGGUCUGGGGCUGACCCAGAAAGGGGCGUCAGCUGUCGUCCCCAUGGGGCUGUGUUUUCCCUGUCCAACGGAGGAGGCGCCUCCCUCGCCAGACCCGGAAGAAAAAAGAGCAAAGCUUGCAGAGGCUGCAGAGAGAAGACAGAAGGAGGCUGCAUCUCGGGGCAUUUUGGAUGUUAGGUCUGUGGAAGAAAAAAGAAAGAAAAAGGAAAAAAUAGAAAAACAAAUGGCUACAUCUGGACCCCCACCAGAAGGUGGACUUAGAUGGACAGUUUCAUAAAGUAUAACAUAAGUGGAAGAGUCUACUGCCAAUAAUUAAUACCUGCAAUCAAGUGGAAAUCCUCAAUUUAAUCUCUUCUCUUUGAAUAAAUGAAGAUUCAGACUUUGUAAUUUUAGUGCCCUUAAGUGCAGUGCUUUUUCAGAAUUGAAUAUCGAAAAUACUUUUGAUUUUUAGACUUAGAAAAUGGCCAGACCUUUCACUAAGUACUUAUUUUCUCUACAUUUGUUCUUCUGCAGUGAAUGAUUUGCUGUUUUUUAGUUGUUAAAACAUGAACCUAAAUAGUGAAUAUAUAUUUAUAUAUUUGCAUGUAAAAAUUCUGUAUACAUCUCACAUAUGACAGUUUGCAAAUUGUAUUUUCCCUCGUUUAUAAAAUGAGCUAGCUAUUUAUUGUUUGCCAGUUAACCUUCUAUCUCUUUAUUGCAUUAUACAUGAAGACUUUUGCUUAAACGUAUGGACUUAGUGCCUUUAAACUGAUCAUCAGGGAAAAUCUUGAAAAAUCAUUUGAAGGGCUUAUGUGAAGGAACACUAUAAAUUUUUGUAACUUACUAAAAAAUUAGUGUUUAUAGAAAACACUGAAUUUCUCCUAAUUUAUUUUCUACUUUUGAGCUUAUAAAAUAAGCAUACUAUUUAUUUUACAGUAUAAUAAAGUGGGGUUUUUUUGCUUGCUGUAUUUAAAAUUAUAUAUUAGUGGUGCCAUCAUAGGGCAGUGAUGUACUAUUAUACCAUGUCAGAUUCAACUCUAAAGAUUCUUGUAGUAGUUGAAUGCGUUCAACUGAGAAUCUGGAUGGGUAAUAAUGUUUGUCCAAAUUUUACAGGUGUUUCUAUUAUAUUUAUUAAAGAAUGAUCAUAAGAUUUAUACAGAUGUGAAAUUUCCAAGGCAAGUAUGAAUAUAUGAAAGAAGUAUGUAAGUACUAUACUUUAAAAUGUCUAUUUUAAAUAUAAAAAUAUUGUGAGGUAAUUCUAUAUAAUGCAUUGUCAUAAACUUUUAAGCUUUUGUUCAUUCGUAAUGUGCAUUACAGCAUUUUUGGUUCUUACAGUUUUUUAGUAUAUAAUAAGGUAAAAUAGAAGAAUGGUUGUAUCUUUUAAUUUGGUUGCAUUUUCAGAUGAUAAGACCACAGCCUGAGCCCUAAAUUAGAAUUUGCAGAUACUAAAUGCAAUAGAAACUAAAUUCAAUAGAACAGCUUAUUUGAUUUACAAAAAGGAAACUGAGCCACUAUCUCAUACUUCCCACAAGACUUGUGUUAUAUUGCAGUAUAUGGUACAUAUUAAUUUUAAAGCAUUUGAACUAUAUGUAGAUCUUGACUCCUUUAGGUAGACCCAUCCUAAUCCCUGGAAUCUGGGAAUAUGUUGACAUUAUACCAUAAAAGCUAUCUUACAGAUGUGAUUUAGUGAAUGAUAUUAAAAAGGGGAGAGUAUAAUGGAUUAUCCAGGUGGAACCAAUUGAAACACAGGGCUCUUUAAAAGCAGAGAACCUUUCCAACCUGUGAUCAAAGAGAUACAAACAAAGAAGCAUCACUGAAACACUCUAUUGCUGGCUUUGAAGACAGAGGAAGGGGGGCAGAUAUCAAGGAGAUCAGACAACCUCCAGAAAGUGGGAGAAGCAAAGAAAGGGAUCCUCUCCUAGACUCCUCAGAAAGGAACACAGCCCUGCUGAUGUCUUGAUUUUACCUCAGCGAGACAAUGUCAAACUUGUGAGCUACAAAACUAUAACAUAACAAAUUCCUGUUGCUUAAGCUACAUCAGGAAUGAAAAACUAAUAAACUAGGAACUAAGUUAAUGAAAUUAAUUAUUAAAGACAUAAGUGUUUUUGAGAACAAAUUUAAGCACAGGAGAAAGUUUUGAUGGAAAUACUGCUGAUUACCAUACAGGGAAAUUCAGUGUUAAUGUUAGUUGGGUUAGUUUAAUAUUUUAAAAGAUAUUACAAUACUCCCUAUUCAAUGAUGAUUUUAUUUUCUAUGAAACUUUUUUUUUUCCAUAAUGAUAUUCACCAUUUCCAGCGCCACCGGUCCUGUUGUUUUAAAAAGGUUGUGUCUGAUUUGAGUAAAUGAUCCAUGUGACAAACUGAGAUACUUCUUCCCUGACUUUCUGAAGCAAGAAAGGUGGAUUUUCUUGUUGAAAAAUGAGGGAAUGACAAAUUAACUCUGCCUAUAAUUUUUAUAUCUGGGGAGCACUUAAAGGACUAUUUCUGAUCAAGUCCUUAGAACUCUCUGAUAAGGAGAACAAGUAUCACUACAUCUCAGCGGCCCAAAGUGAAGAAAAAGGUAACCAUGAUUUGACUCUUCCUAUAACUCUCAGGAGAAGUUGCCAUUUGAAGAUUAUCUUUAUUUCAGAAUAAAACAUUGAUAGACAGACAGGUAAACACUUUUUAAUAUUUAUCUUUUUAAUUCUUGAUUCAGUGAGGACACCAUUUUGCCGUUUAUGGGUAUAAAACAGCCCUGUCCUAGGUAUACAAGGGUAUACUUAGUCUGUAACAUCAUUAGCUACAGUGAAAUUACUUUACUAGACAGCACAGCAAAGUAGGGUUAACUAAAGAUAUAUUUUAAUAAGAAAAUGCUUUGAAAUAACAUGAAGUCAAUGAACAUUUGACUGUAGAGUUUAUUCUGUCAAAAUAUAAACGUAUGUCAGCUUAUGCGUGUGAAUUACACUGUCAGUCUCACAGCCACAUGCCUCGGAAUGUGUGAAACAAGUCAUAAGCCAUUCUGUAAGGGGUGCAGUGAAAACGUCCCAGAGUACAGAGUACCCCAGAUAUUUGGUCAUAGAUAAAGGCUAAAUUUUAAGGCAAUCGUCCAAGUGAAUGUAAACUUUUCUGAAGUGGCCUUUCCAGUAAAGCACUGCUGUGGAGAGCACUCUGUACUUAUUUGUAGUGCCAUUGGACAUUUUCAGGAGCACAUCAUGCUAAUUAUCACUUUUUUAAAAUGCGCUUAAAAAUCUUGCAAUUAUUAAAAAUGUCUGGGGUGCUUUUAUUCCUUAGACAUUAGGCAGGCACUUUCUGUUGACUUAACUGUACAUCCCAACUAUUUUCUCCUAAUAAUUUUUACCUCUAGCUAGAAUUAUGCUGCUACUAUUGUAUCCUAAAUACCAUGUUCAUAUAUUGAGAAAUAAUAAUUUGCCUACAAUUUGUCUGAUUUAAAUCUGAGUUUAGAAUUUCUCUGACUAGGUCAUUUUCUACCGAAGCAUUCCAAAUAAAUAAUGCUACUCGUUGAACAUGCUUUAACAUGA
Sus scrofa (pig) is the source of this 3587-nucleotide messenger RNA. RefSeq names its product small VCP interacting protein (gene SVIP). Lineage: Eukaryota; Metazoa; Chordata; Mammalia; Artiodactyla; Suidae. Gene Ontology annotation, cellular component: endoplasmic reticulum membrane. Gene Ontology annotation, biological process: negative regulation of VCP-NPL4-UFD1 AAA ATPase complex assembly; positive regulation of autophagy; negative regulation of retrograde protein transport, ER to cytosol. The record is from RefSeq and is a predicted model, not a curated record.